This is a messenger RNA of Fukomys damarensis (Damara mole-rat), 1462 nucleotides long. RefSeq names its product family with sequence similarity 241 member A (gene Fam241a). Lineage: Eukaryota; Metazoa; Chordata; Mammalia; Rodentia; Bathyergidae. The coding region runs from base 1 to 474 and encodes 157 amino acids. The record is from RefSeq and is a predicted model, not a curated record. The transcript has 4 exons. Gene Ontology annotation, cellular component: intracellular membrane-bounded organelle.
AUGCCGUGUUGUGCCGCUGACUUCCAUGGACUGGUGUUACUGAGUUUGCACCACUUGAUAGCUAGGGAAGCUAACCUCGUCUUUAGAAACAGCACUGAAAGACAAGGCAGUGGCAGGCCCAUUGCAGACUCAAAAGCAAACUUGGACCUCAGAGACCCUUUCCGCCGUCCCAUCCAUAGUGUUACUGCUGCUGUUACCCGGAAUUACAAACAUCUGAGGAAGAGUCAGGAUAUUGAAGACUCAGAGAAUAACACUCCCGAGCCUGUUGCAGAUGAUUACAAAAAGAUGGGAACACUGUUUGGUGAACUGAACAAAAGCCUGCUCAGCAUGGGCUUCACGAGGAUGUACUUUGGAGAGCGGACUGUGGAGCCAGUCGUAGUCAUUUUCUUCUGGCUCAUGCUGUGGUUCCUCGGCCUGCAAGCCCUGGGACUGGUGGCUGUUCUGUGCCUUGUGAUUAUUUAUGUACAGCAGUAAAACAUGCUCUGCUGAACUAUUGGACAUUUGAUAACCAUGUAUGUAAUACAUGAACUUUUGCAUUUUGGCUUUUUGAAAGACAGAAAAGUUUGACUUGUUUCAGGUUGUGUGCUGGCUGUUUUGUAAUUAAAUUUUUAAGUAAUUGUUUAAAACUAACUCUUGGUGAUGACAAAUUUGGAUAUAUAUUUUGAAUACACAUUAGCUUAUUCAAAAUUCUUGUUUCACUCCUGUCAUCUGUACCCACUUUUAUACACCUCUGUCAUCAUACCACAUCUUAACACUGCCAGACAGUGAGCAGGGAAAAUAAUACACGAAGUUCAAAUCAGGCAAUGUAGCUUCUAUAAAGUGUUCUAGUAAAACAUUUUGGAAGAAAGAGGAAGUGAGCUCAAAAGUUUUAAUUGGAAAGCUGUACCACCUCCCGUGUGUUAUGUGAGAAACAUCUGUGUUGGUACUGUCCCUGCUCAGGGCAAACCAAGACAAAUGACGCUCAUCAUACACUACCUACUCGGUGGCAAAGAUGAACAAAGCUCGCGCAUGUUCUAAAGAUGGAAGAGAUUAUGUUUAUUAUUGCUGGAGAAAAUUCUCAGGUUACUUUUUGUUAAUAUAAUACCUGGACCUGGAGUUUCUUCAGUUUAUUAUUUGACGUUUUAGAUGAUUUUGGUGCUAAUUACUUUUCAUGAGUUUUUGAAGUCUCAAAAGCUAAUUCCACAGUGGCUGCACCCUGUGGUAAUACACGGUGUGUUGUAUCCAACAAGUUGCACAUUUUUCCUAGAGAGACAUUUUCAGUGUAUUUUUUUCAAAUUUUUAUUUUAUAGUUUUUUAUAACAAUUGUUCUAAGAUUUAAAACAAUAUAUUUACUAUCUUAACAUGGAUUUUCUCUCUCCCCCACAAAAAAUUGAUCUGUAAUUUACAGUUAGUCUGAUAAAAAAUUCAAAUCAGGGCUGGGGACUUAGCUCAGUGGUUCUACCACCUGCCUUGCAAGUGCAAG